Molecule: messenger RNA, 705 nt
Organism: Chaetura pelagica (chimney swift)
Lineage: Eukaryota; Metazoa; Chordata; Aves; Apodiformes; Apodidae
Product: heparan sulfate glucosamine 3-O-sulfotransferase 3B1-like
Exons: 2
Coding region: 1-705 (234 amino acids)
Molecular function (GO): [heparan sulfate]-glucosamine 3-sulfotransferase activity
Source: RefSeq, a predicted model, not a curated record
AUGUUGCACUGGUUUGCAAACCAGGUGUUGCUGCUGCAGGAUGCUGACAGGGAGGCAGGCAGGGAGCAGGUCAUGGUGGCUCACGGGGACCUGAUGCCCAGGACCCUGGAGGGGCAGAUCACCAUGGAGAAGACCCCCAGCUACUUUGUCACCAAGGAGGCCCCCGCCCGCAUCUCCUCCAUGUGCAGGGGCACGAAGCUGAUCGUGGUGGUGCGGGACCCCGUCACCAGAGCCAUCUCCGACUACACCCAGACGCUCUCCAAGAAGCCCGACAUCCCCACCUUUGAGAGCCUGACCUUCAAAAACAGGACUACGGGCCUGAUCGACACCUCCUGGAGCGCCAUCCAGAUCGGCAUCUAUGCCAAGCACCUGGAGAACUGGCUCCUCUACUUCCCCAUCGGGCAGCUCCUCUUUGUCAGCGGGGAGAGGCUGAUCAGCGACCCCGCGGGGGAGCUGGGCAGGGUCCAGGACUUCCUGGGCCUCAAGAGAAUCAUCACCGACAAACACUUCUACUUCAACAAGACCAAGGGCUUCCCGUGCCUGAAGAAGGCAGAAGGCAGCAGCAAACCCCACUGCCUGGGGAAGACAAAAGGCAGGACCCACCCUGACAUAGACCAGGAGGUGGUGCAGAGGCUGCGGGACUUUUACCGGCCCUUCAACAUGAAGUUCUACCAGAUGACAGGCCAGGACUUUGGCUGGGACUGA